Messenger RNA from Anthostomella pinea, 648 nucleotides. The record is from the annotation of a GenBank genome assembly. NCBI's taxonomy places the organism in Eukaryota, Fungi, Ascomycota, Sordariomycetes, Xylariales, Xylariaceae.
AUGGCUCGCACAGGCUUCUUUCACCAUAUCGGCUCGUUCCUUCUUUUCGCAGCCACCGUGCUGCUCAUUAUAACAGACAUUUCCGCUCCUGUUGUCAAUGAUCUCUCUCUGCUAAAGGUCGACCUGGCAAACUCCAACGACCGCCAACCUACCAUAACCUUUGGCACCUUUGGCUACUGCACCAAAGGCACUACGGUCUCUGCAUGCAGCAAGUCCCAUAUCGGCUAUGACCCCAUCUCGGUGGUUGAGAACACGGUGCAAGGCGUCAGCUACCACGUGUAUGCCGCCGACACGUCCAAAGGCCUGACAAGGGUCAUGGUCCUUCACCCUAUCGCCACGGGGCUGGCCUUCAUCUCGUUCCUCCUGGCCCUCGGUGCCGGCAUCGUCGGCAGCUUCCUCGCGUCGCUGGGCGCGCUCGUCACCUUCAUCGUCACGCUCGUCGCCCUCGUUUGCGACUUCGUCUCGUUCAGCAUCAUCAUGCACGAGGUCAACAGCUCCAACAAUGGCAGUCGCGCCCACUGGGGCGCCGCGAUCUGGACUAUCCUCGUGUCCGCCGUCUGCUCGCUGCUGGCUACCAUCAUCCUGUUCUUCACGUGCUGUAGCGCGCGCAUGCACCGCCGUCGCGAGGCCCGCCGAGUCAAGUACUAA